AUGGAGCACGACCUCACGCCCACAUUCUUCAGGUCCCCCGACGGCCAUGAGAUGGCGGUGUAUGACCUCGGCGGGCGCGGCGAUCCGGCGCUGCUGUGUCACUGCAAUGGAUUCCACGGCCCAGCCUACGCGCCACUCGCGUCACGCAUGACAGGACUGUUCCACGUAUACGCAGUGGAUUUCCGCGGGCACGGCGCGUCUCGCGGCCCCAUGACGACGUGGGAGGACCCAACAUAUCUGACCAUGGCUGACGACCUCCAGGGUCUCAUCGACGCCCGCGGCUGGCGCGGGCGGGUCUGCGUCUUCGGCCACAGCCUCGGCGGUGCCGUCGUUCUCUCCGCGGAGGCCCUGCGGCCCGGCACGUUCCGCGCGGUGUUUGUGUACGAGGCCGUCUUGCUGACGCCCGCCCAGAAGGGUGCGUCCGGGCUGCGGCCGCCGAGCCUCGCCGGAGCGCCGCAGAGCGAGGUCGGUGAGGCGCGCGGGGCCACGAACGGCGGAGAGAAGCUCGCCGCGUUCGCGCGGUCGCGUUUGGAUGCGUUUGCCAGCGUCGAGGAUGCGCGGGCAGAGCUGGGGUCGACGAAGCCGUUCUCGCACCUCGACAGACGGUGCCUCGAUGCCUUCAUUCGGUACGGUCUCGCGACGCGCGAGGACCCGGCAUUCAAGGCGAUCUUCCCGGACGUUGGCCCGGCGGUCGAGGCGCGGCGUCAGACGGGGCAAGACACCCCCCCAAAACCGCUCGCAGCCAGCACUCCCCCGGGGGAGCGCCGCGUGGUGUGGGUCCGGUGCCCGCGCGAGGUCGAGGCGCGCAUCUACGAGCUCGCGCCUGGCCAGGAGCGCUACCAGCUGUUCGAGAGGCUUCCCGCCAUCAAAUGCCCCGUCGCGGCCGCGCGGGGCCGCCUCACCAGCGGCGCGCACGGGGCGCUCGCGGAGGCGGCGGCGUGGAUCGUGGAUCAGGUCAGCGGGCCGUCCAGGCUGUUUCGCUUCGACGACCUCUUCCACAUGGGCCCGCUGGAGAGCCCUGACCGCGUCGGCGACACAGUGGCGCGCUGGUUCGCGCAGUGGGCGCCGGGCGCGGAAGCGGGCGCGCCGACGCGGAGCAGAAUGUGA
This is a messenger RNA of Pedinophyceae sp. YPF-701, 1107 nucleotides long. The record is from the annotation of a GenBank genome assembly. NCBI's taxonomy places the organism in Eukaryota, Viridiplantae, Chlorophyta, Pedinophyceae.